AUGGGUGAGUUGUCCGUGGAUAACUUGACUUCCCUCAAUGCGAGUGGAGAGCAUGACUUGCUACGUCCGAUGGUAUAUUAUCAUCCACUGUGGUUGGGUUUCCAGGGUGUUUUCUUCAUCGUCUCAGGAUUGUUUGGAGUAUUCGGUAACUGUCUCGCCCUGACUGCUCUUGCCACCACGCCUAAACUCCGUAACUCAUGCACGGCUCUGAUCGGUAACCUAUGCGUGGCAGAUCUGGUCUCCAGUGUACAGCAGUUGUUCUUCAUGGUUCCCUUGAUGAUUUACAAAGGUUUCCCGGACAACAUGGUGUUGUGCAAGAUUGCCUACUACAUCCCAAGCACAAUGUUCGCUGCGUCACUCACUACCCUCGUGUUCAUCACGUUUAACCGCUACUUUCUCAUCACCAGACCGCAUUCCUGCUACCCUUGUUGUUGCGGCAAAAAGUCCGUCAUAGUUAACAUCGCUAUCAUUUGGAUAUUCGUCUUUAUCACCAUGGUCCUGCCGUCUCUUAACGGCGGCUCAAAUGGAGUGGUUUACAGUUAUAAGAAUUUGGGGUGCACCGUCAUUUCCAAGCACAUUGUCUCCAUUGUGUAUUUGAGCCUCUUCGUGAUCCUCCCAGCUUUCGUUCUCGUACCGAUACUUUACGGCCUGACGGUUUACGCAGCACAAGCGAGCCACCUGCGGGUCCACAAUGGUACUGUCCCCCGCCUCGCAUCCAACAUAGCGACUGUCCAGUCACUCCAGAUUCAAGAAGGGCGUACUUUAGAAGGUACCACAGUGUCCACUGUGUCUAAAUCGGUCACUAAUGAUGCUGCCCCUGUACACCAUCGUGGUGUGAGCAAGGGAGAGCUCAACCUUACCCGCAUACCGUUGUUGAUCUUUACGGUCUUCGCCGGCUGUUGGACCCCACACAUGGUGUACGUCAUCUGGGACAGUUUUACGGAAGUGUCUGGCUAUAUUCGUCAGUUAGCGUCUCUGUUCAUCUGGGCCAACUCGGCCAUCAACCCGUACCUCUACGCCUGGUCCAACCGUAACUUCAGACUUGCCUACAAGAGGCUCUUCGUAAACGUGAAAUGCUGCCGCAAAGAAAGACGCUAA
Asterias rubens (European starfish) is the source of this 1098-nucleotide messenger RNA. Its product is annotated as protein trapped in endoderm-1-like. The coding region runs from base 1 to 1098 and encodes 365 amino acids. The record is from RefSeq and is a predicted model, not a curated record. Lineage: Eukaryota; Metazoa; Echinodermata; Asteroidea; Forcipulatida; Asteriidae. Gene Ontology annotation, molecular function: G protein-coupled receptor activity. Gene Ontology annotation, cellular component: membrane. The transcript has a single exon. Gene Ontology annotation, biological process: G protein-coupled receptor signaling pathway.